Numida meleagris (helmeted guineafowl) is the source of this 5396-nucleotide messenger RNA. It is a transcript of the gene COL6A2, whose product is annotated as collagen type VI alpha 2 chain. The transcript has 29 exons. The record is from RefSeq and is a predicted model, not a curated record. NCBI's taxonomy places the organism in Eukaryota, Metazoa, Chordata, Aves, Galliformes, Numididae. Bases 312 to 2819 code for a protein of 835 amino acids.
GCGGAGGAGCCGUGGCGGUGUCUGUGGACCCACAGUGACUCCUUGCGGCCCGCUGUGGCUAUUACAGGCGAGGCUCUGCCCGAGACGUUCAGGAGGAGGAGGAACAUAGCGGGCGGUUUCCUGACUGCGAGGGAAGAGAGGAACUGGGCUGCAGGAGCUUCGGCUGCUCGCGGCUGCUCCUCCGGGGGUGCAGAAGCCUUCGUGACACGGCCGGUCCCACGGAGUCUCUGUCCUGCUACAUCCGAGGCUUUUUGGAGGAAUUUGGAUGAACCCUCUUUCCAGGCAUCUAAACAUCCAGAAGAACUGCUGAGAUGUUCCAACAAGCCCUUCUAUCUACUCUUCUUUGCAUGGCUCUAGUACCUCUCCAUGCUCAGUUUGAUGAUGAACCUGUUACCUCCUGUACAGAAAAGACAGAUUGCCCCAUCAGUGUGUACUUCGUCAUUGACACCUCAGAGAGUAUUGCUUUGCAGACUGUGCCUAUCCAGAGCCUUGUGGAUCAAAUAAAGCAGUUCAUCCCGCGAUUCAUUGAAAAACUGGAGAAUGAGGUAUACCAGAACCAAGUCUCCAUCACUUGGAUGUUUGGAGGACUUCAUUACUCAGAUGUGGUGGAAAUUUACAGCCCUUUAACAAGAAGCAAGGACACAUACCUCACCAAGCUCCGUGCUAUUAAGUACCUUGGCCGGGGCACCUUCACGGACUGUGCUAUCUCCAACAUGACACAGCAAUUCCAGGGCCAGACAGCCCGCGAUGUGAAGUUUGCGGUGGUCAUCACUGAUGGACAUGUCACUGGCAGCCCUUGUGGGGGAAUGAAGAUGCAAGCUGAGAGGGCACGUGACAUGGGGAUAAAGCUCUUUGCCGUGGCCCCCAGUGAGGACGUCUAUGAGCAGGGCCUGCGGGAAAUUGCCAGUCCACCACAUGACCUGUACCGCAGCAACUACACCAUCACACCGAAAGACGCCCUGCACAUUGAUGAGAACACUAUCGAGAGGAUAAUCAAAGCGAUGAAACAUGAAGCCUAUGCUGAGUGCUACAAGAUGAGCUGCCUGGAGAUUACAGGUCCAGCUGGUCCCAAGGGAUACCGAGGGCAGAAGGGUGCAAAGGGAAACAUGGGAGAACCAGGCUCCCCUGGACUGAAGGGACGGCAGGGUGACCCAGGUAUUGAAGGUCCAAUCGGAUAUCCCGGUCCCAAGGGUGUUCCAGGGCUGAAAGGAGAAAAGGGCGAGAUUGGAUCCGAUGGACGGCGGGGCGCAGCUGGUUUGGCAGGCAGGAAUGGCACCGAUGGCCAGAAGGGCAAGCUGGGGAGAAUUGGACCACCAGGCUGCAAGGGAGAUCGCGGUGACAAGGGCCCUGAUGGCUACCCAGGAGAUGCAGGAGACCAAGGUGAAAGAGGAGAUGAAGGCAUGAAGGGAGAUCCUGGCCGACCUGGUCGCAGUGGACCCCCAGGACCUCCAGGAGAAAAAGGGAGCCUGGGAAUUCCUGGCAACCCUGGAGCUCAAGGACCUGCUGGAAGCAAAGGAAGAAAAGGUGAAACAGGACCUCCUGGACCCAAAGGAGAGCCUGGUCGACGUGGAGAUCCAGGGACGAAGGGCAGCAAAGGCGGUCCAGGGACCAAGGGAGAAAGAGGAGAUCCUGGUCCAGAGGGUCCCCGUGGCCUGCCUGGUGAGGUUGGAAACAAAGGAGCAAGGGGAGACCAAGGAUUGCCAGGACCCCGAGGCCCUACAGGUGCUGUGGGAGAGCCAGGCAAUAUCGGAUCACGUGGGGACCCUGGAGACUUGGGCCCAAGAGGUGACGCGGGACCACCAGGACCAAAGGGUGAUAGAGGCAGGCCUGGCUUCAGCUACCCUGGACCCAGAGGACCGCAGGGUGACAAGGGUGAGAAGGGGCAGCCAGGGCCCAAGGGAGGAAGGGGUGAGCUUGGACCAAAAGGAGCACAAGGGACAAAAGGAGAGAAGGGGGAACCGGGUGAUCCUGGCCCAAGAGGUGAACCUGGCUCCCGAGGCCCAACUGGCGAAGCAGGCCCAGAGGGGACCCCUGGCCCACCAGGAGAUCCUGGCCUGACUGACUGCGAUGUGAUGACAUAUGUGAGAGAGACGUGCGGAUGCUGUGACUGUGAGAAGCGCUGCGGUGCCCUGGAUAUCAUGUUCGUCAUAGACAGCUCAGAGAGUAUUGGUUACACCAACUUCACUCUGGAGAAAAAUUUUGUUGUAAACGUGGUCAGCCGGCUGGGCUCCAUCGCCAAGGACCCCAAAUCAGAGACAGGUGCCCGUGUUGGGGUGGUACAGUACAGUCACGAGGGGACCUUUGAAGCCAUCAAGCUUGAUGAUGAGCGCAUCAAUUCGCUGUCAAGCUUCAAAGAAGCAGUAAAGCGCCUGGAGUGGAUUGCUGGAGGCACCUGGACACCUUCUGCUCUUCAGUUUGCUUACAAUAAGCUCAUCAAAGAAAGCCGUCGAGAGAAAGCCCAAGUGUUUGCUGUGGUGAUCACAGAUGGGCGUUAUGACCCUCGGGAUGAUGACAAGAACUUAGGGGCUCUUUGUGGCAGAGAUGUGCUUGUCAACACCAUUGGCAUUGGAGACAUAUUUGAUCAGCCAGAACAGAGUGAGACCCUAGUCUCCAUUGCCUGCAAUGAACCUCAGCGAGUCCAGAAGAUGAGGCUCUUCUCAGACCUUGUGGCAGAGGAAUUCAUAGACAAGAUGGAGGACAUGCUCUGCCCAGAUCCACAGAUUGUCUGCCCUGAGCUACCCUGUCAGACAGGUUUUCAUCCCCUGCUCUUUCCUGUCCCUCUGAGUUAUCUUCACAGAGGGGAAGUAGUCCCAGAAUGAUCAGCAAUCUGAAGACAGAGAAGCUGAAAUUGCUCCUGACUAAAAGCUCUGACCACUACACUAACAUUCUCAGUAUUUGCACCUGGUCACGCAGGUGAUGCCAAACCAUGAUGCUGAGCUAUCAACACAAACCGUGCAGUGAUUUCUGAGGAGAUAUGUCCUGUGGAUACAUGAACAAGGAAGAAACUUCUCCAUGCCACACUAGAGACUGAUCAGGUGUCUUCAAAGGUUUUGGUCUUUGUAGCCUCCCCAUUUCUAAGAAAUACUGUGAGAGAGAAACUGACCAGAGAAGUUGAGCAUUCACAUUUUCUAAGGCUCUGACCAUCAGAACUCUCCAAAGCAAGGCAAAUUUGGCUAUCCUUUCCCUGUAGUACACUUGGGAGUCUCUGUUCCAGAUGCAAGGUGAGAACAGUUUGCUGGUACCUGAUACGCAUGGGGACCAGAUCAGAAAUGGCAGCUGGUGGAGCUCAAGAAGGCAUCUGACGGUGUUCCUUCCUGGGUAAUGCCUCAAACUAUGCCAUAGGUGGGCCAGGUCAUGUGCAGGCUCUACACCUGCUCCCCAGAGGAUGGGGGAGAUGGAAUGUUGUCCCUGGGUAGGUGUGGACCUCCUGUGAAAGUGCCAAUGCACCCUCCUCAGCACGGGGAAAAGUUACUAUGGUGUACAAGGACUUGUGCUAGGCCUGGUGGGCCAAGUUUUAAGUCAUAUUCAGGGACCUGGGGGCGUUUGGGCAAAGCACCAUCUGCCUGCUGCAUUGGAAGGGCCAUAAUGCAUUGCUGCCAUCAUCUAGAAGGAUUUGCAAUGACUUCAUUUGCACAGUGGUAAGGAAAGGUGUUGGGUGAGAGGUGAUGUAAGGAGUGUGACAGAGCCUGGGGAUUCUCUGCUUAUUGUUCAGCUUCCUGUUGUUUUCUGAGAGCAUUUUCAGGAGCUGGUGCCAAUUAAUAUGUAGACUUUUGGGAUGGAGAUGGAGACCUUUGCAGGAUAUGUGAGUGAGUUACAUGCAUACCUGAUGCAUGUGUCCAGCUGCAAACUCAUUAGAUAGGUUCAGGUCAGGGAUGGAACUAUGCUCAUCCCUGGUCAUGGCUCUUAGCUCUCAGAACUGCAAUACUGGCACUUAAAAGUGUGAAUCAAUUGCUCAUGCCAUGUACCCUAGCUCCGGCCUGUGUUUUGUCAGUAGGAUAUGGAGAGGGACUGCUAUGACCUGAACCCAGCUUCCUCCUUUCUGCCUUGUAGAGCCAAGCAUGUCACCACUUUGAGUUCCCAUCUGCAGAGGAAGGCAUGAUGCCUCCUUGACUAAGAAAAAACAGAUUUUCCUGCUUUCAAGGCAGAUACUUGUCUCCCUUUAAUCUUCCAUCAGUUACUGUGGUGCUUACAGGAUGCUGUGGUGUUUCUUGAUUUGGGCUCAGGUAGGGUCAGAUGCUGAGCAAAUCUGAACUGACCGCUUGCUUUAUUAGAAAGUGCAUGAUGCUCUGUGAGGCCCUUUCUAACCCGUGCAAAAGGCUUUGCUUUGAGCUUUGGGAUUUUAUUCAAAUGUCAUGGCAGCACAGCCAGGUGGAAACUGAGGUUCUCAGGGUCUUGAAGAGCAUGGACAACAUGCAGGAGCACUGUACACUACAGGAUGGUAUAUCCACCCAAAGCAUGGUGGACUAAGUGCCAGGCAAGUUCACAAAACACUGUCCCUUAGAUGUCUUUCCGUCUCUUGGAAUCAUGUGUACAGUUUGCAUGUAACAGAGUUCAAAGCUACUUGGUGGCUGAUCUCAAUGAAUUCCAUAUGCAGAAAGAAGUUGGAUUUUAUGGCCCUCUUCAUAAUUACCACUUUCUCCAUUGUGAAUACGCUGAACUAGUAAGGAAGGAACUGGGCAGCUAAGUUUUCACAUCAUUUUCCUUGGUCUCUUAGUCAAUGUGUUACACUAUGUCAGUAUGAUUCUCGUGGUUCCUUGAUCAUACAUUGGCAGAAAGUUAGUUGCCUUGCCACUAAAUUGUUAAAUACAGUUCAGACAUUGUAAGAUGCAGUAACUGGAUCAUAAGCAUACUGAAUUCAUUUCUCAGUAAUACGCACUUGAUUAUCUUUGCUUACAUAUUCCUGUGCUCUUCGGGAUUUAGUAACCACACAUUCCCCAGGUCAGAUGCCCCAGGCAGAAUACCUACAUAUACAAAUGCCUAGUUCCUCUCCAGCUUGUGGAAUCAUAGUUGCACAAGGGUCUGUACUCCCUUCAUCUCACCUCUCGGGGUACUUUCCUCAUCACCAAAGCAAUGCUUGAUGCCAGCUCCCUAUAGGGGCUGUUUUGCAGUGCACUGACAGCCUUCCCUUCUUCACAGUUGAUCUUUGGCUUCAGCCUUUCUGUGAGAGGCUCAGGAGUUCAGUUUCAGUGAGGGAUCCAUGUCCCACCCUGGAACACAUAUUCAAAUAUGACCACUGAGAGUUAGAUAUUGAGAUUUAAAAUCCAACUUUGGUCUUUACUUCUCUGUCCCUCAUGUAGCUCUGUUCUCCUCUGGUGCAGCAUGCAUAGGAAAGCCAGGUAGCAUUCAGAGACGCAGCCAUUGCUAGAAAGCCCUGAAAAUAUUCUUUUGACGCUCAC